Neopsephotus bourkii (Bourke's parrot) is the source of this 3034-nucleotide messenger RNA. It is a transcript of the gene TBC1D16, whose product is annotated as TBC1 domain family member 16. Gene Ontology annotation, molecular function: GTPase activator activity. The coding region runs from base 270 to 2636 and encodes 788 amino acids. NCBI's taxonomy places the organism in Eukaryota, Metazoa, Chordata, Aves, Psittaciformes, Psittacidae. The transcript is spliced from 12 exons. The record is from RefSeq and is a predicted model, not a curated record. Gene Ontology annotation, cellular component: early endosome. Gene Ontology annotation, biological process: activation of GTPase activity.
CUGAGACACAUCUGAGUGAAGCUGUUCCACUGAAGCGACUGGGAUCAGAGCUGAAUCCUGUCAGGAUCCCAGCCCUGGCUGGUGACUGCUGGUUCUCUGCCUUUCCUCUGUGCUCCACGUGCCACUGCUGCACCAGCGGCUCAGGAAUGAAAGACUUUUUGGUGACCUACAUAGUUCUCCCCAUGCGAUGGCUUCAGAAUGGUUCCCUAUGAUCUUCCCACUCUGGCUCCUGAUUAGAGCUGACGGAUAAUGGAAACAUUUCCUUGGCGAUGUCUCUGGGGCGACUCCUCCGACGCGCCUCUUCCAAAGCCUCCGACCUCCUGACCUUGACUCCUGGUGGUGGCAGCAGCUCGCCCUCCGUACUCGAUGGGGAGAUCAUCUACUCCAAGAACAAUGUCUGUGUCCACCCACCUGAGCUGCUGCAAGGCAUCGGGGAGCAUCACCCAGGCUACUUGUGCUUGUACAUGGAGAAGGAUGAGCUCCUGGGAACCACCCUGAUCCUUGCCUGGGUGCCCAACUCCCGCAUCCAGCGGCAGGAUGAGGAAGUGCUGCGCUACAUCACCCCCGAGAGCUCCCCUGUGCACAAAGCCCCCCGCAAGCGCGGCCGCCACGCUCAGGGCUUCGGCACUGUCCAGCAGCCUUCCCCCACUGAGCAGAGAGGGGCCAUGCUCCUGAGAGGAGAAGACAUCCUGACUGUGUCACAGCUUGUGAAAGACGUGGCUUACAUCAGCUCCCCCUCUUCGGAAGGGGAGAAGCUGCCGCAAUGCUGCCCCUCAGGAGACGGCACCCACCGGUCCCCCCAGCCUGCACGCAGUGACUCAGGAAUCCUCUUGACAAUCAGCUCUCAGGAGGAGCAGAACAGGUCGGAGCUGUCAGUGGAGGGGACAGAGGAAGGUCUGGACUGCAGGCCAGAGCCAGGGGAGGACGAGGGCUCCCUGGAGCUGUCUGCUGAUGACGUGAGCAGGGACAGUACUUUUGACUCUGAUUCUGAUGCCUUCUCUUCCCCCUUUUGCCUCUCUCCCAUCAGUGAAGCCCUCGGGAAAAGCAGUAGUUCCGUGUUCCUGGAUAAUGAAAGCAGGGACACGUGUGACAAUCACUUGACCUGCUCCACCAGCUCUGCCUCCAGCCUCGACACCAGUGCCCAGUUCCAGGACAAUAACGGGCAAACACAGAGCACCAGAUGGGAUGAACAGCAGAAAGUAUUUGCCCUCGAGCAGGUCUGUGGUGUCUUCAGAGUGGACCUGGGACAAAUGAGAUCCCUUCGCCUCUUCUUCAGCGACGAGGCGUGUACCUGUGGGCAGCUGGUUGUUGCGAGCAGGGAGAGCCAGUACAAGAUCUUCCAUUUUCACCAUGGUGGCCUGGAUAAGCUCUCCGAGGUGUUUCAGCAAUGGAAGUACUGCACAGAGACCCACCUCAAGGACCAGCAGCUUACAGAUGAGAGGACGUGUAUGCAGUUCUCCAUCCGCCGCCCCAAGCUGCCCUCCUCGGAAACCCACCCGGAGGAGAACGCCUACAAGCGCCUUGAUGUGUCUGCCUGGCUCCAUCACCUGAAUGAAUCCGGACAGGUGGAAGAGGAGUACAAGCUGCAGAAGGCCAUUUUCUUUGGUGGGAUUGAUAUUUCUAUCCGUGGGGAGGUGUGGCCCUUCCUGCUGCACUACUACAGCUACGAGUCCACCUCUGAAGAGAGGGAGGCACUGAGACUGCAGAAGAGGAAAGAAUACUUUGAGAUCCAGGAGAAAAGGCUCUCCAUGACUGCAGAGGAACAGAAGGACUUCUGGCGUAAAGUACAGUUCACGGUAGAUAAAGACGUGGUGAGGACUGACCGCAGCAACCAGUUCUUUCGAGGGGAGAACAACCCAAAUGUGGAAACUAUGAGGAGGAUCUUGCUGAACUAUGCAGUAUUUAACCCAACAAUUGGCUACUCCCAGGGGAUGUCUGACCUGGUUGCCCCACUCCUGGCAGAGGUUCUAGAUGAGUCGGAUACUUUCUGGUGCUUUGUGGGACUGAUGCAGAACACAAUCUUCAUCAGCUCACCCCGGGAUGAGGACAUGGAGAAGCAGCUGAUGUACCUGCGAGAGCUGAUGCGCCUCAUGCACCCGCGCUUCUACCAGCACCUUUGCUCCUUGGGAGAGGAUGGGCUGCAGAUGCUUUUCUGUCACCGCUGGAUCCUGCUCUGCUUCAAACGGGAAUUUCCAGAUGCGGAGGCGCUGCGCAUGUGGGAAGCGUGCUGGGCUCACUACCAGACAGACUAUUUCCACCUCUUUAUCUGUGUGGCCAUUGUGGUGAUUUAUGGAGAUGAUGUGAUUGAACAACAGCUGGCCACUGACCAGAUGCUGCUGCAUUUCAGCAACCUGGCUAUGCACAUGAAUGGAGAACUCGUACUCAGGAAGGCAAGGAGUCUGCUCUACCAGUUCCACCUGCUGCCCCGCAUCCCCUGCAGCCUGCAUGACCUGUGCAAGCUGUGUGGGACAGGAAUGUGGGACAGUGGCUUUAUCCCUGCUGUGGAGUGCUCUGGCCAUCACCCCGAGUCUGAGAGCUGCCCGUAUGGGGGACUGGUGGAAGUGUCUUCUCCCAAACCAGGAAGUGAAGGCAAGAGAAGCUUGAAAACACGGGACGUCUUUGCUUUCCGAAAAUAGCUGUGGAGGAACAGGGUGUGCAGAGGAAGAGGGAAGGGCAGGAAGGAUGUGCAUAGGAAUGAAUAUUGAAGACAAAAAUGGAGGGGGGUCUUGUCGAGGCUCCUGAGAACACUGAAAGGUGAAGAAUGGAAAAGGAAUUAAACCCCUCUACAAGAGAAGCAAAUUCCAGUGCACUGGCGCUGGAACCUGAACAAGGUGCAUCAAACCAGGAAGGGUGUUUGUACGUGUUUGGAUUUGUUUUGUUAGAAACAUGCUUUUUCUAGCUCUUACCAAGGAGUUUUUAUUCUGCCUCUGGGACUGGACUGGUUCACAACCAGAACUUUGCUACUUGCUGAUGAGAAAUGAGAACACUAAAGAGAGCCAAGUGCAACCAGCAGCGUUCGUGGGUCAGGCAGAAG